Molecule: messenger RNA, 1416 nt
Organism: Humulus lupulus (European hop)
Lineage: Eukaryota; Viridiplantae; Streptophyta; Magnoliopsida; Rosales; Cannabaceae
Product: probable indole-3-pyruvate monooxygenase YUCCA11
Exons: 4
Coding region: 1-1143 (380 amino acids)
Molecular function (GO): N,N-dimethylaniline monooxygenase activity; NADP binding; flavin adenine dinucleotide binding
Source: RefSeq, a predicted model, not a curated record
AUGGAGCAAGCAGAGGUGAUCAUCGUCGGUGCAGGGCCUGCCGGUCUGGCGACCUCGGCGUGCCUUAGGCGGCACAACAUCUCGAACAUCGUGCUGGAAAGAGAAGACUGUUCCGCAUCUCUAUGGAAGAAACGAUCAUAUGACCGAGUGAAGCUUCAUUUGGCCAAGCAAUUUUGCCAGCUUCCCCACUUGCCCUUCCCAAAAGGAACACCUAAAUUCGUCCCCAGGAAUAAGUUUAUCCAAUACGUGGAUAACUACGUGUCCCACUUCGGGAUAACGCCGCGCUAUGGGCGGAGCGUGGAGUCGGCCGUAUUCAAUGAAGGUAUUGGAAAAUGGUGCGUGACGGUGAGGAAGAGGGAGUUGGAGGAGGAGGUUUAUUGUGGGGUGUUUCUGGUGGUGGCAACAGGAGAAAAUAGUGAAGGUUUUACUCCUCUGAUAGAAGGGUUGGAGAGCUUUGAAGGGGUUUGCAUGCAUUCGAGCUCGUACGUGAAUGGGGUUGAGUUUGAUGGGAAAAGCGUAUUGGUUGUUGGUUGUGGGAAUUCGGGGAUGGAGAUUGCUUAUGACUUGGCCAAUUCCAAUGCCAACACUGCCAUCUGUGUUCGUAACCCGGUACACAUUCUCACCAAAGAAAUUGUGUUUGUGGCAAUGUUGCUAUUGCAUUUUCUUCCAUUGAAAUUAGUGGACAAGAUGGUUGUGGCUUAUAGCAAAUUAAAGCAUGGAAAAUUAUCCAAAUGGGGUCUCCCAACCCCCAAGAAUGGACCAUUUUUUCUCAAAGCCACAACUGGCAGAACCCCCACCAUUGAUGUAGGCUGCGUAGAUAAAAUCAAGACCGGAGAAAUCAAGGUUUUCCCUUCCAUAACUAGCAUUGAGGGCAACAAAAUAGAAUUUGAAAAUGGUAAGAUCAAGAGCUUCGAUGCUAUAAUAUUCGCUACUGGCUAUAGAAGCACUGUCCAAAACUGGCUCAAGGAGAAAGGACACUAUUUGUUCAAUAAGAAUGGAAUGCCCAUAGAAAAUUUCCCAAAUCACUGGAAAGGCAAAAUGGAUGUAUACAGUGCUGGAUUUGCGAGACGAGGACUGUCGGGUAUAUCUGAUGAUGCUCAAAAUAUAGCCAACGAUAUUAGUAUGGCGUUCAACAAAUAUUAAUUAUAAAAAUUUAUACAUUCAAAUACGUGUACUUACGUAAUCGAGAGGAAUUUUUUUUUCUUUCUUUUUGUUUUGAAAACAAGUCAUUUUUCUAUUACUCUACUUUUUCGGGCAAAAUUUAGCAUUGCCUUAUUUAUUUAUGUGAAAAAUACACUCGUUAUAUAUUGUUUUUAUUUUAUUUUUUAUAUGGAAUUUUUAAUCUGUUAAUAUUUUUAUGAUUUUUUUAUUUUUAAAUAUAUAGUUUUUAGAUUCCUAAUCCUAUAUAAACUAAUA